CCAAACCCAAUUCAAUCCAAUUCAAUUCAAACUAAAACCCUCUCUCACACUCCUCCUUCCCAAAAGGAAGAUUCGGCAUCUGCAAUUCCGAGCCACCGAUCGAUCAGCCGUAGCACCCAUGGGAGUCCCGGCGUUCUACAGGUGGCUCGCCGAUCGCUAUCCUCUGUCGAUCGCCGACGUGGUGGAGGAGGAGCCCCAAGAGGACGACAAUGGCGUCUUCAUACCCCUCGAUGUCUCCAAACCUAACCCUAAUGGCAUGGAGUUCGAUAACUUGUACCUCGACAUGAAUGGGAUUAUCCACCCCUGUUUUCAUCCUGAAGGCAAGUGUAUCCUUUAACUUGGCAAAGUCAGAAUUGAUUCCGGUGGGUGACGUGGAGAAUGUUCCAGUGUUGGCGGCUGUUUUGGGGUGCAAGGUGACUAUGUUGCCAGUUUCCUAUUUGGGUCUUCCGUUGGGGGCUUCUUUUAAGGAGACUAAGGCAUGGGAUGGGGUGGUGGAUCGUGUUCAACAGCGUUUGGCGGGGUGAAAGCGUCAGUACUUGUCCAAAGGAGGGCGGAUCACUUUGAACAAAAGUGUCCUUUCUAGUAUUCCAACAUACUUUAUGUCUGUGCAUAUAAUCCCAGAUUCCCAGCAGGAGUGGCUACAAGAUUGGAGAAGUUACAAAAGGAUUUCUUGUGGGAUGGCGGAGGAGAGGGCUUUCAUUAUCAUUUGGUGUCUUGGGAGAGGAUUUGUUCUCCAAAGGAGAAGGGGGGCCUAGGGGUGCGGACGUUGGUGGUGUUUAAUCGUGCUCUUUUGGGGAAGUGGUUGUGGCGGUUUGCGAUGGAAAGGGAGCGCUUGUGGAGGAGGUUGGUGGUGGCCAAGUAUGGGAUGGAUAAAGGGGGGUGGUGUUCAAAUAGGGUGUGUCAAUCCCAUGGGUGUAGUCUGUGAAAGGGGAUUUGGUUAGGAAGGAUAGCCUUUGGGUAUAGGGUUCGUUUCAAAGUGGGGGUAGGGGAUCACGUUCGCUUUUGGGUAGAUAGGUGGUGUGGCGAGUUGUCUUUGGCGGCCAUGUUUCCAUUGAUUUUUGUUAUUACAGUUGAUGUGGACGAGGUGGUCGCUUCGGUUCAAGUGCGGCAAGGGCAGUCAUACACAUGGAAUCUUCGGCUUCGUCGUAAUGUGCUAGAUUGGGAGUUGAACCAAUUGGUGGGUUUGUUGUAUGAGCUUCGGUUUGGAGGGAAAGGUGAGGAUACUUUAUUAUGGGAGGUUCCGAGGGCUAAAGGGGUUUUUUCGGUAUCGUCGUUUUAUAGGAUGCUUGAGGGGGAUGGAGUUGGGGUGUUUCCUUGGAAGACCAUUUGGGCGGUGGGAUCACCGUCCAAGGUUGCUUUAUUUGUUUGGACAACUGCUUUGAAUCGUAUUCUGACUAUUGAUAACUUAAUUCGGCGGAGCCAUGUGUUGGUUAAUUGGUGUUGUAUGUGUUGUAGGAAUGUGGAGACAGUGGAUCGUUUGCUAGUUCAUUGCCCGUUUAUGUCUCGGCUUUGGAAUUUGAUUGUUGCUUUAUUUGGUCCAGUUUGGGUGCCGCCGGGUCUGUACUGGGGGUUCUUCAAAGUUGGGGUGGGGUUAGGGUGGGCAAGAGGCGUUGGAAGGCUUGGGCACUUGCUUCUCAUUGUUUGUUUUGGCUGAUUUGGUUGGAGCGUAAUAGGCGGGUUUUUCAAGAUUCGAGCCAUUCGGCUCUUUGGUUAGAAACCCGCACCUGCCACUUACGACGAUGUAUUUAAAUCAAUAUUUGAUUACAUUGACCAUCUAUUCUCAUUGGUUCGCCCAAGAAAGCUUCUUUAUUUGGCAAUUGAUGGGGUUGCUCCAAGAGCUAAAAUGAAUCAGCAACGUUCCCGGCGCUUCAGAGCGGCAAAAGAUGCUGCUGAAGCCGAAGCUGAGGAGGAAAGAUUGAGGCAGGAGUAUGAAGCUGAGGGGAGAAAUCUGACUCGUAAAGAAAAGACUCAAACGUCUGACUCAAAUGUCAUAACUCCUGGCACUCAAUUUAUGGCAGUGCUCUCAGUAGCACUUCAAUAUUAUAUACAGACUAGGUUGAACCACAACCUUGGUUGGCAGAGUACUAAGGUUAUUCUUUCUGAUUCAAAUGUUCCUGGUGAGGGCGAGCACAAAAUCAUGUCUUUCAUUCGGCUACAACGUAACUGUCCUGGUUUCAAUCCGAAUACGCGGUAUUGUUUGUAUGGCCCAGAUGCAGACCUUAUUAUGCUGUCUUUAGCUACACAUGAGGUUCACUUCUCAAUAUUAAGGGAGGUGAUUACUCUCCCUGGGCAGAAAGAAACAUGUUUCCAUUGUGGUGAAGUGGGUCAUCUGGCUGCUGAGUGUCCAGGUAUGCCAGGUGGCAAAGAUGAAGAUGUUAAUGGGAAGGUGGUGGACAACACGCCAAUUCACAAGAAGAAAUAUCAGUUCCUCAACAUCUGGGUGUUGCGAGAAUAUUUGCAAUAUGAUCUGGAGAUUCCCAACGCUCCAUUUGAGAUUAACUUUGAGAGAUUAGUGGAUGACUUUGUGUUUCUAUGUUUCUUUGUUGGCAAUGACUUUCUUCCGCAUAUGCCUACACUGGAAAUGCGAGAGGGUGCUGUUAAUCUUCUGAUGUACGUUUAUAGAAAUGAGUUUACUGCUAUGGGUGGUUAUCUUACUGAUGCAGGUGAGGUUUUGCUGAACAGAGUGGAACAUUUUAUCCAGUCAGUCGCAGUCUUUGAGGACCAAAUCUUUCAGAAGCGGGCUUAUAUACAACAGGCUAUGGAGAAUAAUGAAGAUAUGAAGCUUAAAGCAAGAAAAGAGGUUUCUGAAGUGCUACCAGUUGUGGAUAAGGUGAAAUUAGGUGAGCCUGUAUAUAAAGAAAGGUAUUAUGCUGAGAAAUUUGAUGUAUCAGAUCCUGAAAAGAUUGUUGAAAUUAGAAAAGAUACAGUUUUGAGAUAUGUAGAAGGUUUAUGCUGGGUUUGCCGGUAUUACUACCAAGGUGUCUGCUCAUGGCAAUGGUUUUAUCCAUACCAUUAUGCUCCAUUUGCUUCUGAUCUAAAAGGUCUAGCUGAUUUAGAAAUAACAUUUUUCUUGGGAGAACCUUUUAAGCCCUUUGAUCAGCUCAUGGGAACCCUGCCAGCUGCAAGUUCUAGUGCUCUGCCUGAAGAGUACAGGAGAUUGAUGACUGAUCCAGCAUCACCAAUCCACGAAUUCUACCCUUCUGAUUUUGAGAUUGACAUGAAUGGCAAACGCAAAGCGUGGCAGGGCAUUGUCAAAUUGCCAUUCAUCAAUGAGAAGAAAUUGCUUGCUGAAACAAAGAAGCUUGAGGACACUUUAUCGGAGGAAGAACGAGUUCGCAAUAGUGUGAUGCUGGACUUGCUAUAUGUACAUCCUUCUUAUCCUUUGGCCGCCCAAAUUAUAUCAUACUACCAAUUGUUUGAUCAGUUAACCCCACAUGAAAGAUUUCCUUGGCCAAUUGACACAAACAUUAGUGAAGGAAUGAAUGGAUAUCUUUGGUUAUGCGAGAGGAAUGGGUGCAGGAAUGUGGUUCCUUCCCCUGUCAAUGGCUUGCAAGAUAUUGAGAAUAACCGGAUUUUAAAUGCUACCUAUCUGAAUCCUCCGCCCCAUAGCCACAUCCCAGAACCUCCUAAGGGCGUACACUUGCCUGAAAAGGUUUUAAGCCCUUUGGACAUUAAAUCUUUCCCUAUUUUAUGGCACGAAGAUAAUGGUGGCCGUCGCCAGCAAAGCAGAGAAAGGCCACCUGUACCUGGGGCAAUAUCCAGUGCUCGGUUAGGAGAAGCAGCGCAUCGUCUGAUCAAGAACACACUGAAUCUCAAACCCAAUCACAAAUCUUCUGAAUCUUCGGAACAAACUCGGUUAGGAGAAGCAGCGCAUCGUCUGAUCAAGAACACACUGAAUCUCAAACCCAAUCACAAUUCUUCUGAAUCUUUGGAACAGACUUCAUAUACAAAUUCCCCAAGCAACCAUGUAAUUAGAAGGCCAAGGCCAGCCAGACCGACUUGGUAUCAAAGGGCCUUGAUUGAGGAUCCAAGUUUCUCAUGCAGAAACUAUAAUCACCCUCGAGCAAUAAUGGGUAACCCUGGAUUUGUGCUCUCUCGGUGCAAAUUGCAAGCCAACAGAUUUAAUCAAGAACAGCAACGCAACUUUAGGGCUGAGAUGUCUGCUUUGACAAUUGGCGAUGACAGAACCAGGCCAAAUGCAUUGGUGUCUCCGAGGAUGCCAAAUUCCGAACAAAUUCCAAAUAUUCGUAACCAGUCUGUGCGGAACAUUAGUGCACUUCCAUCUCCACCUCCCAAGCAGAUGAUUGGACCAACAGUUAGAAAUACCGGUGUGUAUAGUAAGCAACAGAAGACUUCAUUAGCUGCAACAUAUGGGAAGCAGGUGAAGAAAGUUUAUCGGGUCAAGAGCCAGGGGUCUCCACCAGAAUCUUCCUGAUGCUGGUUAUCAGCACCGAUGUAUGUUAUUGUAAUAUUAUCAUAUCUCAGUCAUUCUGCUUGCAAUAGCCUCGUCCAAGAACAUAAUGCCAAGCUCCAAGCGUGACAUGUCAUCUUCAAGUGCAACAAAGAAUACCAUCUUCUCAAGUUAAUUGGUGCGUGCUAGUGUAGGAACAUAGUGCUAGUGUAGGAACAUAGUAGACGAUCAAGUUUUCUUGAUAGGAGGACAUGGAUCAAGUCCCCAUAGCAUUGGGUGAAAAAAGAAGAGAAAAAAAAAAAAGAAAAAGUAAAGAAAAGAAAAGUAACAGGUAGCAAAAUGUUCUAGUUGUUCUGAUUGGAUUUACCAUAGCUGACAAUAUCCCAUUCACAGCCUUACCCUCUUCUAAAUUUCCCCUUUUUGUUGGGUUGUUGAAGAGGAUUGUAAUUACCUUAACUUGCUGCUGGGAUUAGAUAUAUUUUAUCUUAUUGUUUUUUCCCCGUUCAUAAUUUCCUUGACAGGUUCGUGACAGGAUUAGGAGUAAUGUUGAUCCCACUGUUAAUUUGUGGGGAAAAUGUGAUCUAUACCCAGUUUGCUUAUUGUUUGUGUUUGGACACUACUUGGGAGAGAUAUUUCUGCUCCAAGUACUUGUUUCUUGACCUUUAGAAAGCUUGGUGAAGUGGAGAACUAUGAAAUCCAACCCAAGCAUGUUUAUCUUUAUAAGAACAGUGCAUUUCGUGCUUUGAUUGUGAACAAGAAAAAAAAGGGAAAAUUUAUAUGUAAAUGACCGGGAUAUUAUUUGGAUGA
This is a messenger RNA of Camellia sinensis, 5218 nucleotides long. RefSeq names its product 5'-3' exoribonuclease 4. Gene Ontology annotation, cellular component: nucleus. Gene Ontology annotation, molecular function: 5'-3' RNA exonuclease activity; RNA binding; zinc ion binding. The record is from RefSeq and is a predicted model, not a curated record. NCBI's taxonomy places the organism in Eukaryota, Viridiplantae, Streptophyta, Magnoliopsida, Ericales, Theaceae. Gene Ontology annotation, biological process: nuclear-transcribed mRNA catabolic process.